Messenger RNA from Monodelphis domestica (gray short-tailed opossum), 5425 nucleotides. Lineage: Eukaryota; Metazoa; Chordata; Mammalia; Didelphimorphia; Didelphidae. The record is from RefSeq and is a predicted model, not a curated record.
CCGGUUGGAGUGGGGCUCGAGGGGCGCGGAGUGCAGACAGAAGUGGGUGGGAGAGAGGAAGGGGAGGGGAGCGCAGCUGGGGGAGGGAGAGAAGAACCACCGGAGGGCUGGAGGGGGCGCAGUGGGCGCGAGCCUCGCCGCCGUUCUUACCUCGCGCGCGCACCGCGGUGGUGCUGGGCUCUGGAGAGGAGCCCCGGCUGGGAGAGCCCCUAGCGCCCCUCCUCCUCCCCCUCUUGCUCGCGCGCCCCGCCCGAGACCCGGCUGCGGAGGCUGUGGCGACGGCGUGGGCGCUAGGCACAGCCGCCGCGGACCCAAACACCCGGGCCGGAGUGCCGGGGGCUCAGCCGGUAUGGGCAACCUGGAGAGCACCGAGGCCGGGCCAGGAGAGCCGCCCCCCGUGCCGCUGCUGCUGCCCCCAGGCAAGAUGCCGAUGCCGGAGCCGUGCGAGCUGGAGGAGAGGUUCACCCUGGUGCUGAGCUCCAUGAAUUUGCCUCCAGACAAGGCUCGCCUCUUAAGACAGUAUGACAAUGAGAAGAAGUGGGACCUCAUCUGUGACCAGGAGCGAUUUCAGGUGAAGAAUCCCCCCCAUACUUACAUCCAGAAACUACAGAGCUUCCUCGACCCCAGCGUGACGCGGAAGAAGUUCAGGAGGAGAGUCCAAGAGUCGACCAAAGUGCUGAGGGAACUGGAGAUCUCUCUUCGGACUAACUACAUUGGGUGGGUCCGAGAAUUUCUGAGUGAGGAGAACAAGGGGCUGGACGUGCUGGUCGAUUACUUGUCCUUUGCACAAUGUUCUGUCAUGUUUGAUUUUGAGGGUCUGGAAAGCAGCGACGAAGGUGCUUUUGAGAAGCUGCGCUCCUGGAGCAGGUCCAUCGAGGAUCUGCAGCAGCAGCCCAGUGCCCUGUCAGCUCCUUUUGCCAAUAGCCUUGCUCGCUCUGCACGCCAGUCUGUGCUACGGUACAGCACUCUUCCUGGGAGAAGGGCCCUGAAGAACUCCCGCCUUGUAAGCCAGAAGGAUGACGUUCACGUCUGUAUCCUCUGCCUCAGGGCUAUUAUGAACUACCAGUAUGGAUUCAACCUGGUCAUGUCCCAUCCCCAUGCCGUCAACGAGAUUGCCCUCAGUCUCAACAACAAGAACCCCAGGACCAAAGCCCUUGUUCUGGAGCUGCUAGCCGCCGUGUGCUUGGUGAGGGGAGGCCAUGAGAUCAUCCUAGCCGCCUUCGACAACUUCAAAGAGGUGUGCAAAGAGCUCUACCGCUUUGAGAAGCUCAUGGAGUACUUCCGGAACGAGGACAGCAACAUCGACUUCAUGGUGGCCUGCAUGCAGUUCAUCAACAUUGUGGUACAUUCCGUAGAAGAUAUGAACUUCCGCGUGCACCUGCAGUACGAGUUCACCAAGCUCGGGCUGGAGGAGUUCUUGCAGAAGUCAAGGCAUACAGAGAGUGAGAAGUUACAAGUGCAAAUUCAGGCAUACCUAGACAAUGUGUUUGAUGUUGGUGGACUGCUGGAGGACGCCGAAACCAAGAAUGUAGCGUUGGAGAAGGUGGAGGAACUGGAAGAGCAUAUUUCCCAAUUAUCCGAAAAGUUGCUGGAUCUGGAAAAUGAAAACAUGAUGCGGGUGGCGGAGCUGGAAAAGCAGCUGCUCCAGAGGGAGAAGGAGCUAGAGAACAUAAAGGAGACCUACGAGAACACCAGCCAUCAGGUCCACACACUCCGGAGGCUUAUCAAGGAGAAGGAGGAAGCGUUUCAGCACAGGUGCCAGCUCGAUCCACACGCCGGGGCCUUGGACUCGUUGGGCAGCGAUCACGCCAAGCUGGGCCCUCCUGAGCUCAAUGAGACCCUGGGCCUGUCAGACCUGGACCCAGCAGCUCCCCCCUCAUUCCCGGAGGAGACCCUGCCCCUCCCCCCGCCGCCAGCUCCACCCCUCCCACCUCCAGCGCCCCCUCUGCCAGACAAGUGUCCUCCGGCCCCCCCUCUCCCUGGAGCCGCUCCCUCGGUGGUCCUGACUGUGGGCCUUUCAGCGAUCCGAAUCAAGAAGCCCAUCAAGACCAAGUUCCGCCUGCCCGUGUUUAACUGGACGGCGCUGAAGCCCAACCAGAUCAGCGGCACGGUCUUCAGCGAGCUGGACGACGAGAAGAUCCUGGAAGACCUGGACCUGGACAAGUUUGAGGAGCUGUUCAAGACCAAAGCCCAGGGCCCCGCCCUCGACCUCGUCUGCUCCAAGAGCAAGACGGCGCAGAAGGCCGCCAGCAAGGUCACCUUGCUCGAGGCCAACCGAGCCAAGAACCUGGCCAUAACUCUGCGGAAGGCAGGCCGCUCGGCCGAGGAGAUCUGCAGGGCCAUCCACACGUUCGACCUGCAGACGCUGCCGGUGGACUUUGUGGAGUGCCUGAUGCGCUUCCUGCCCACGGAGGCCGAGGUGAAGCUCCUGCGCCAGUACGAGCGGGAGCGGCAGCCCCUGGACGAGCUGGCGGCCGAGGACCGCUUCAUGCUGCUCUUCAGCAAGGUGGAGCGGCUGACGCAGCGCAUGGCCGGCAUGGCCUUCCUGGGCAACUUCCAGGACAACCUGCAGAUGCUCACCCCGCAACUCAACGCCAUCAUCGCCGCUUCCGCCUCCGUCAAGUCUUCUCAGAGGCUCAAGCAGAUGCUCGAGAUCAUCCUCGCGCUGGGCAACUACAUGAACAGCAGCAAGAGGGGCGCCGUGUAUGGCUUCAAGCUGCAGAGCCUCGACCUGCUGCUGGACACCAAGUCGACGGACCGGAAGCUGACCCUGCUACACUUCAUCGCGUUGACCGUGAAGGAGAAGUACCCGGAGCUGGCUGGCUUCUGGCACGAGCUGCACUUUGUGGAGAAGGCCGCCGCAGUGUCCCUGGAGAACGUGUUGCUGGAUGUAAAGGAGCUGGGCCGAGGAAUGGAGCUGAUCCGGCGCGAGUGUGGCCUUCAUGACAAUACUGUCCUCCGAAGCUUUCUCAGUGCCAACGAGGGCAAGUUGGACAAACUCCAGAGAGAUGCCAGGACUGCCGAGGAGGCUUACAACGCCGUUGUCCGUUACUUUGGUGAAAGCCCCAAGACGACUCCCCCUUCCGUCUUCUUCCCAGUAUUUGUUCGGUUUAUCCGCUCCUACAAGGAAGCAGAGCAGGAAAAUGAGGCCCGAAAAAAGCAGGAAGAAGUGAUGCGGGAGAAGAUGCUGGCUCAGGAGGCCAAGAAACUGGAUGCCAAGACCCCGUCCCAGCGGAACAAGUGGCAGCAGCAAGAAUUGAUCGCAGAGCUUCGGCGGCGGCAGGCCAAGGAGCACCGGCCUGUCUAUGAGGGCAAGGAUGGCACCAUAGAGGACAUCAUCACAGGUGAGGCUCCUUUCUGGCCUGCGAGCUCUCCCGAGGCUGCAGGCCCCCGUGUGCUGUGCCGAGAAGCCCAGCUUCCCCUGUGCCCUCCCCUUCCCCGUGCCCCGGGUCUGAUCCGUGUCUCUCUCUCCCGCCGGCUGCAGUGCUGAAGAGCGUCCCCUUCACAGCCCGCACGGCCAAGCGGGGCUCACGCUUCUUCUGCGAUGCAGCCCAUCAUGAUGAGUCAAACUGUUAGCCCCAAGGCUGGGAGCCCCUGACAGGUACCGGGCACCUAAGCUGCCCACCUCUGCAUGACCGUCCCUGGAGGUGUCUGCUGCAUGGCUCAGAUCCAUUCUGCUGGCCCAAGGCUGUUAAGGUCGCUCCGUGCCCUGGGCACCACUUCCCCCUGCAUGCUUCCUUAGGGCUGGGCCCCUCUUCUACCAGGCCUUUUGUGGUGCCUUUAAAAUCCAGGUGAAAAGGGUCUGAGUUCAAGGGCUCCUUGGUCAGAGGCAAGCAUUGUUACGUUGAUGUUGGGGGCACAGGGGAGCUAGAGACCCAUGGUUUAACAGGCUAGGCUUGAUCCUAACUGGGAGAGCACUUCCUGUCAAGCUCCUUGGCAUCUUAACUGUAAACAUCCAUUAGCAGUCGGCCUAUGGUCCUCUUGAUGCCACUUCUGUCUAAAUCGACUCUGGCCUGGCUUGGCCAGCCUGGUCUGCCUAGCAAGGGGACAGCAGCCUCUGAGCCCUGUUGGGGUCUACUUGUCUGUCGGGGAACAACCUGCAUGCUUUUGAAGAUGGCGCUUCUUUGCCUAGGCCACCUUGGUAAGAUUCUUCUCUCCAUCCGCAGGCCUGCACCACUGGGCCUGGAGCUGUGCCCCGGCCCGAGCCCCAGGCCCCCACUGAGGCACCAAUCACAGAGAAGGAAGCACUUCAGGCCCUCAAGCUCAUCUCUACAAGUUGAAGGGGUUUGAUUUGGAGCCUUGGAACUGGCAGUGACCCCCAAGCUGGGGCUGCCACCUGUAUCCCCUCUUCCUGUUCCCAUCCUGAGCCUCGAGACUGGCUUCCCAUUGGCUUCUGGUUCAGAAGGGGUGACAGCGGGGGAACCAGAUUCUCCAGGCCAAUUCCCUGCCCAGGACGCAUUGUCUUUUACUGCACUUUGCUCUUAAGGCCUCUAACCACCUCCCCUGCUAGGGCAUUCUUAAUCCCUUCAAGGCAGCUCAGCCCCUUGUUCGGAGUGGGCACGGCCCCUAGCAGGACCAGGAUGGAGAUGUUGGCUUUAGCACUUCUUGAGAGCUUAGGCCUGGCCCUAGGCCUCAACCCAAGGGCACGAGAAAGAAGGAACAAGAGUAAUGGCUAGAUCCAAGGUGGAGGAAGGGAGAGACAAAGCCCAGGGCCUGAGCCAAAGGGGAGAAAAGUCCUCCAGUUACUUUCUUUUUAGAACCUUGGGUUUCCAUGGCUGACAGAGCACGGGGGACCAAGGACGACAUUCCUGCGGCCAGUGCUCAAGACCCUAUCGUGCUAAUAAGCAGGGUGGGUUGUUAGGCCAACUUCUGGGCUCUUCAGUAUUGAUGAUGGAGUCUUUCCUGCUUGUUCACAUCUAGUCACUGCCUGGCCUCUGAGUGGAGACCAAGGACAAACAGAGCUGGGGAAGGAAGAAAUCACUGGGAUUGCCCGAUUGGUUGAAAGUAAAAAACCAGCAGGCCAGGCACUGGUGUGGACUAGACACUGCUAAUUCAGAUCAGCACCUGCUCAGCAACUCAAUAGUCUUGAGAGCUGCCCUAGAGGCCCUGAGAAGGUAAAUGACUUGUCAGGGUCACACAGCCAGUAAAUGGCAGACGAAGGACUUGCCGCACUGCUUCUGUAAGCGAAGAAAAACACCACGAGAGCCCCCCACUGCUUUACCAGGGCAGGGCUUUUUACUUGAGCCAAAGAUCUCCUACUUGUCCUUCUAGCUCCCCCUAUUUUUCUAUCCCCUGGAAGGGAAUGUAAGUUGUCCCUCCUGUUUUGUAUAUGGAAUCCCAUCCCUCCUUGUCUUGUGUGUCCGCGUGUAUUUAUCUCUUAUCUAUCUACAUGCUCCCUCAAUGCUAACAACAGCUUAGAGCAUCA